GGUCAACCACACAACAACCUUCCACCUCCGAUCCCACCUCAAACCUUACCUCAGCUUCCACCUCAGGUCCCAACCAUAUUCCCUCCUGCUGAUCAUGCAGAAGGAGGAGAUGAAAACCAACCUCAUGCCUCAGCUCACAAUUCUACUUCCACUGCCAACCAAGACGUGGUGACAGCUCAGCUUGCUGCCAUGCAGCAGCAGUUUGGUGUUUUUCAGUUAGUACUAGCUCAACUUCUAGCUAGAAAUAAUCCUGGUGAUCCCCUCAUUAAUUUAUUAAACCCCGCUCAACAACCCCCAGUUCCACAACAAAACCCCCAACCGGUUCAACCUAUUCCCGCUGUUAGUGAAUCCCAAGGUCAAUCCCACAUAGCACCUGCUCAGCAACCCAUCCCAGAUGAUGUCACCCGACGCCUCGAUAGCUUGGAAAAGCUAGUAGCUGAACACCGAGGUGCUCCACCCCCACACCAUGCUGCUGAUUCUAUACCUCACCCUCUGAAUACUAACAUCACACUGGAACCCUAUCCUACUGGCUUCAAAAUACCACAACUGGAGACUUAUGAUGGGACGAAGGAUCCCGAUGAUCACCUGCAUGCUUUCUACUCUUGCAUGCAAGCUCAGAACGCCUCUGACGCGCUGAUGUGCAAAAUCUUCCCCUCUACUCUACGAGGUAAUGCUCGAACUUGGUAUUACAGUCUACCCCCGAGGUCAAUUAGCUCUUACACAGAGAUGGCAUCCGCAUUUGCCACUAAGUUUUCCAGUAGAAGGUUGAUUAGGAAAACUACCACUGAAUUGAUGCGAGUUAAACAGAGGGACGGAGAGUCUCUAAAGAACUAUAUGAGCAGGUUCAAUGAUGCGGUGUUGGAGGUUAGUUCCUUCAACCAAGCUGUGGGUAUUGCAGCUGUAAUUUCUGGUCUCAAGCAUGACAGGUUCAGAGACAGUUUGAUCAAACAUGCUGCCACCACCUUCAGCGAGGUGAAUGAUAGGUCUCUCAAAUUUAUAACUGCUGAGGAAUACGCCCUGGCACAAAACCCACAUUCCUCUAAGAACCAGAACCCAGAAUGGAGAGAUGACAAUCCGAGCCGGAAAAGGAUGAGGAUGGCGCAGAACCAAGGUCCGAUGUUGACCUCCCCAACGAGAUUCGGAAGGACGAACUCAACUCCCCCGCAACAACCUGCAGGUAAACCUCCAGUUAACUGGACUCCCUUUAAUCUGCCGAGGUCACAAAUUUUUAUGCAGAUUAAGAACAAAAUGGACUUGAGACGUCCUGGCCCGAUGCGAACUGCUGCUGCUAGUCGAGACCAUACCAGAUAUUGUGAUUUUCACCAAGAUCACGGCCAUACUACAGAGCAGUGUAACAGUCUAAAGCCCGAGCUGGAAAGUUUAGCUCAGAAGGGAAUGUUGAAUGAGUAUGUACAUCGAGCUGAACAGCCAAGGUUUGUCAGAGAACAGAGGCCGCAGCCUCAAGGAGCCCGCAAUCCCCCAAAUAGGCAAGGUGUGGGAUAUCAACAAACCCCACCUCCACUCCCACCACCUGCUAGAAUCAUACAUAUGAUUACGGGAGGCCUUGAAGCAGGUGGACUGAGCUCUAAGCAGCGAAAGCUGUAUGUCAGGGAGGUUAAACAUCAAAACCGAGCUCAGAAGCGGAAGAUUGACGAUGCUGAAUGGAAGAAUCAACCAAUUACUUUCACAUCUGCUGAUCUUGAUACAGUUGUUACACCCCACAAUGAUCCUUUGGUCACUUCUGUCAUGAUUAACAACUGUGAAGUACAACGUGUCCUUGUUGACACCGGGAGUGCACCAAAUAUCAUGUAUUUCCACUGUUUCGAGAGUCUGGGAUUAGAUCCAGGUCUGUUGCAGAAGUAUGAUGGUCCUAUCUAUGGUUUCAACAACCAGCUUGUUCCGGUAGAAGGAGUUCUUACUCUCCAUGUGGCUUUUGGAAGUGGCAGAACCUAUGUAACCCCGUCGGUCCGGUUCCUAGUCGUCAAAAUGGCGUCCUCUUUCAACAUUGUUAUUGGUCGACCCACAUUGACCGAAAUCCGAGCUGUGGUUUCCCAAUCUCACCUCUGCAUGAAAUUCCCCACUCCAAUGGGAAUAGCAACAUUGUGGGGAAACCAGGAGGUGGCCAGACACUGUUAUAUCACCUCGGUAACACAACCCAUGAAGGACAAAGCUCAAACUCCCGAAGCCAUUCCCCAGCAAAUUUCUGAUAAUCAGCAAGUUAUGGCUGUUGAGAUCGUAGAUAAUCGACCAGAAGAUGAAACCAGAGCUGCUCCGGUCGAAGAUGUUGAAGAAGUGCUCGUUGAUGACAAAGAUCCGAGCCAAAAAACGCAGAUCGGAACUAGAUUGAACCCGGAGGAGAGAGCAGAACUGAUAGCUUUUCUCCGAGCUAACAAUGAUGUAUUUGCGUGGACUUCGGCAGAUAUGCCAGGAAUUCCAACUUCAGUAUGUCAACAUAAGCUCAGUACCAACCCGUUGAAGAAACCAGUGGCCCAGAAGCGGCGUCUCUUUGGGGGGGAGAGGCUUCAGGCUGUUAAAGAAGAGGUAGAGAAACUUCUACAAGCUGGUUUUGUCCGGAAAGUUGAUUACUGUGAAUGGGUGGCUAACCCAGUUCUGGUGAAGAAAGCCAAUGGCAAAUGGCGAAUGUGUAUUGAUUACACAAAUCUUAACAACGCCUGCCCCAAGGAUUGCUAUCCAAUGCCGAGCAUUGACAAACUAGUUGAAGCAGCUUCAGGCAAUGAGAGGUUAAGCCUCUUGGACGCAUACUCGGGGUAUCACCAGGUACCAAUGGCUCCAGAAGACGAAGAGAAAAUCGCGUUCUAUGCUGGUGAUGAAAUUUAUUGUUAUGUCAUGAUGCCGUUUCGCUUGAAGAAUGCAGCCAACUUCUACAAUAAACGGGUCCGCCCUCGAACUUUCAAAGUAGGAGACCUUGUUCUCAGAAAAGCUGGCCUAACAGGAUUUGAAACUCGUUUUGGCAAACUCGCCCCAAAUUGGGAAGGCCCUUAUGCCGUGGCCGAAAUGCCACAUCCUGGUGCCUAUAUUCUCCAAGACGCUUAAGGAAAGAGAGUUCCUAGAGUCUGGAAUGUCAAUAACUUGAAGAAAUUUUACCCCUAAUAAAAUUCUUUCAAGUGUUCUACGUCUUACUAUUCUUUACGUUUCUCACUUCAUGUUUGUUGAGAUUCAUUUUACUUCUUAUUCUAUGUACUCGAGGUUAAUUAGUUC
This is a messenger RNA of Rubroshorea leprosula, 3219 nucleotides long. The record is from the annotation of a GenBank genome assembly. NCBI's taxonomy places the organism in Eukaryota, Viridiplantae, Streptophyta, Magnoliopsida, Malvales, Dipterocarpaceae.